Messenger RNA from Alternaria ethzedia, 987 nucleotides. RefSeq lists its product as uncharacterized. The coding region runs from base 1 to 987 and encodes 328 amino acids. NCBI's taxonomy places the organism in Eukaryota, Fungi, Ascomycota, Dothideomycetes, Pleosporales, Pleosporaceae. The record is from RefSeq and is a predicted model, not a curated record. The transcript has a single exon.
AUGCGCCUUACACAAGCCGCUGUCGUUGCCAUCUUGGCCUUCACAGCCGCUGCAAAGCCCAUCGCCGUCCGUGGUGAUGAUGUGAAAGCCCAUGAGUACCAGAAGUGCUGUGAGCAGCGCGACAAGUACGAUCAUGGCAAGGUCUGCAUUCCUCCCAAGGUGGAGGUACCCCACGUACCCGAGCCUAUAGAGGACGGCAAGCAUCCCGACGAGCACUACCAUGCCGAGCCGCCUAAGGGUGACGAGCACAAGAACGAAGAGCCGCCAAAGCCGAGCCCGGAGCACCCCGAAGCACCCAAAGAAGAGGGGGAGAAAGACGAUCAUGAUGAUGGCAGCUACAAGCCUCAACCCCCGAAGCCGGAACCAGAGCAUCCAGCUCCAGAGGACGACAAAGAUGACCACGAUGACGGCAGCUACAAGCCUCACCCACCUAUGCCGCAGCCAACACAUCCAGCCCCGCAGCCUGAGCACCCAAAACCCGAGCAUCCAGCUCCAGAAGAAGACAAUGACGAUCACGAUGACGGCAGCUACAAGCCUCACCCGCCUAUGCCGCAGCCAACGCAUCCAACACCUCCGAAGGAGACGACGCAUCCGGCGCCGCCUAGGGAAACGCAUCCAGCUCCUCCAGCUCCCCCCAAAGAAACGCAUCCAGCUCCUCCAGCUCCCCCCAAAGAAACGCAUCCAGCACCGCCCAAGGAAACACAUCCAGCUCCUCCAGCACCUCCCAUGGAGACACAUCCAGCACCGCCUAAGGAAACGCAUCCAGCUCCUCCAGCACCUCCCAUGGAGACACAUCCAGCACCGCCCCAGGAGACGCAUCCAGCACCGCCCCAGGAGACGCAUCCAGCACCUCCCAAAGAAGAGCACUUACCCCCAUCGCCAAAGCCGGUCCCAGAGGCUGACCAACAUGGGUAUUACACCUUCGGCGAGGAGAUUAGUCUGAAAUGUGAGGGUGGCAAAAUCGUAGUCAAGGGCCACAAGUACUAG